AUGAAAUGGCCCGAGCUUGUCGCCGCACAAAACAAUUUUCAUUUCAAAUUCUUUUCAUCUGACUUUCUUUGCACUCUGCACCCCGUAUCAGCACCAAGAUCAGCACCACUGUCGGCACCACUCCCAGCUCCACUCCCAGCUCCACUCCCAGCUCCACUCCCAGCUCCUUCUCGACUCCGUCCGAACAGCACUACAAUGGCCACCACAGCGCAAUCAGCCAUUCCCAGAGUCUUCGCUGUCGCGGAGCUGCUUGAGAACAUCUUGCUAAAACUGCGUCCAACGACCACAAAGAGCGUCGACAAUGGCUCCACCAGUCUCGAUGUAGACUUCAGUGCUUCGGCAAACUCUCUCAAAGGUAAUACCAACUGGGCUGAUGGCUUGGAGGAUCUUUUCGUGGCCAAGCGUGUUUGCAGGAGAUGGAAGGAGGUCAUUCAGGGUUCUGUCAACAUUCGCCGCUCGAUGCUGCUAGAUUACACUGACCCAAGCGAAAAUACCGACCACCGCAUGUCCGGAGCUGCACCCAGCUAUACCCUGCCAUGCCAGGUAAGUCCGCCAGCAGGAUUAUUUACCACCACGACUACUCAGCAAGGCGAGACAAGCACCAUGAUUGAAAUCCAUAUCAAGGAGCACAUCAAGAGGGGGCCACAAUACAGCCCAAGGAACCCCAAAACCGACUACAUUGGCUGCGAAUCGACGGGUUCGCCAUGCAAACAGCCCCAACAGUCCCUCAGUAUGGCAUCAUUCCGCAAGAAGAGAGCAUACCACCUCUCCUCCAUCAUGUCUUGGCGACGCAUCAAGGCCCUCACCACGCCCGAAAAAAUCCAGAUCGUCGUCCAAAUCUCAGCAGGAUCACACAUCCCCUACAAAAGCACCAUCAUCCUCGGCCGCUCCACUCUGCUCGGACAAGUCUACGACGCCCUCGAAACGAUUCUGAGUCGCACCACCGAGACCCACACCUUCAGAAGCCGCCUCACCUGGCAAACCACCGACUCACUCCAAUGGGCAGCAGAAGCCUGGAGCGGAGGAGGUGUGGAGGAGGACGACGAGGUGGCAGAGGGCCUCCGACUGGUAGAGAAGCACAAUUCUCUGCCCAAUUGCGGCAAGAACGUCGGAAACUGCGUUUUUUGCACCGCUGUCGGGGUCCUGGAGAGUGGAGAUAAGGGCGCAGAGGAGGCUGCCGAGGGAGAGGCCGGAGAAUUAGGGGUGCUUUCGGUUGGGGGGGGGGGGGGGGGGGAUUGUAAUUCUUGGGUGGAGCGAAGAGUGGAGAUGAGUGGGUGUGAAUUUUUUGCUUUUUUUUUCUUUACUUGGGAUUGGGGUGAGAAUGGAGAUGAAUGCAUAGGCCUGGGAGGGGGUGAGGACCGAAGAAUGGAGUUGAAUUGCAUAUGCACCUGUCUCUUUUCCACCUGCAACCGCCAUUUUUUAUUAUUCCUUCGGCGCGGAAGUAGCCUCGAAGGACGUUUGCUUCUUUUCUACCUGUAA
Molecule: messenger RNA, 1479 nt
Organism: Pseudocercospora fijiensis CIRAD86
Lineage: Eukaryota; Fungi; Ascomycota; Dothideomycetes; Mycosphaerellales; Mycosphaerellaceae
Exons: 10
Coding region: 1-1479 (492 amino acids)
Source: RefSeq, a predicted model, not a curated record